GACGCAGUUCGACGCAGUUAAUUGUAACGCAUAGCUUCUAAAAAUUUUAUAUUUUUUUUUGGCUUUAUCCAGUGCAAAAUUAAUUAAACAUGGAUUCAAUAAAUCAACGUAGAGGUCAAAUAAUUAGGCACAAACCUCUUUGUCAAAAAAAAGAACAUUGUUACAUAGGAAUUGAAAGUCAUUUGUCUAAUUUUUCACAUCCUCAUUUGGAGGAUGUAUUAGAAGGACAGUUGGAUGUUGAAAAUCCAGUUUUACCUCCAGAUGUUGAAUUUCCAUGGGGCUAUACAAUUGUUACAUCCCAAAUAAAAAAACUUCAGAAAAUAUUAAGAAAAGAACGAGAUUCUUCAUCAUCAUCACCAUCAGUAGUGUGUAUUGAUUUGACUCUGGAUGAUUCAGAGGAUGAUUCAGACGACAAGAAAAAAAAUAAAACAUCAAAAAAACGUUUACCAAAUCCAAAAAGUGUUCAAGAAUCAAAAAAUAAAUAUGAAUCAAGUGCCAAAAGAUCAAGACAAGAUGUACAAUCUUCAAAUAAUUCAGUCAGGCAACAACUUCAACAAGAUAAAUAUCAACAACCAUCAACAAGUUCUCGUGUACAAAAUUAUAAUGCUCAAAAAUCACCAUCAGUUAGAGAACUACUUCAAAUGAAUUCUAAACAAUAUGACGAUUUACAAUCAAUAAAAUUAAACAAUUAUCAAGCAAAUGGUUUACGUACACAUAAAAAAACAUCAUCAGCUUGUCAACCAAAAAAUUUAUACAAACAAAAUAAUUAUGAUGAACAAAAAAAGACUUUUAAUUCAAAAAAUUCUUGUGGUAAUAAUUUACCAGUUUCUCAAUCACUUCAACCAUCAAGAUCUAUAAAUCAAAAUAAUUUACAACCAUCAUCAUUAACAGCCACAUCACGUCAAAAUAAUACAGAUCAACAAUUGUAUAAAAAAAAAUUAAAUUAUCAACAAGAUUCUGGUACAAAAAAAUCAUCUCAACAAUCAACAUCUUCUCAUGAUAAUUCACAAGCAUCAACAUCAUCAACAACAACAACAACAACAACAACAACAGCAGAAAGACCACGUGUUAAAAGAACACAACAACAAUAUAUUAAAGAACGUAAAACAUUAAUUAAAAAAUUAAAUGAUCAAGGUGCAGGAUGUGUUAUAAAACCACCAGGUGAAUUUGAUAUUAAAUAUAUUAUGUCAGCACCAUAUAAUGUAUUUUUAUCUACUGUCGUUGACGAGCCAAAAACAUGGGAUCAACCAUAUUCCAUAACAUUUCCAGAAAUACUUGACAUUAGUUUAGGUAAAAUUGUCAAAAGUUUACAUAUUAGUUAUAUAGUACAUGUUGGUUGGUUACAUAUCCAAUAUUUAUUAGCAAUGCAACCAGUUGACUGUACAAUUAUUUGUGAAGAAAGAAUAGAUGAUAUACCACUUGAUAGUAAUACAAAAGUUUUUAUUCAUAAAACAACAACAAAAUAUGGUUGUCAUCAUAGUAAAAUAUCAAUUUUACAAUAUGAAAAUGGUGCAAGAAUAAUAAUAUCAACAGCAAAUCUUUAUUUAGAUGAUUGGCAAAAUAGAACACAAGCCAUAUGGAUAUCACCACAUUUACCAUAUUUAACAGAUGGUGCUGAUUCACAAUUAGGUGAAUCACGUACUGGUUUUAAAAGAGAUUUUUUAGAAUAUAUUAAAGCAUAUAAACGUGAUUGUCUUAAAGAAUGGUUAGAAUUAUUGAAAAAACUUAAUUUUGCAGCAAUUAAUGUAUUUUUUGUUGGUUCAGUACCAGGUAGUCAUAAAGAUGAUAAUAAAACAAAAUGGGGAGUACAAAAAUUAUCAAAAUUAUUAUCACAACAUGCUGAAUUACCAAAAGAUGGUGCUAAAUGGUCAAUUGUUGGACAAAGUUCAAGCAUUGGAAAUUUAGGAGAAAAUUAUGGUAGCUGGAUUGGUCCAAAUUUUGUAUCAUUACUUGCUGAAAGUACUGAUAAAAGUAUACAAACAGCACCAAGAUUUGAAUUUAUUUAUCCAGCAGAAUGGGAUUAUAAAAAAUCAUUUGAUGUUAGACACAGAUGUUGUUGUCUUACAUAUCCAAAAAUUUUAUUUAAAAAACAAAUGUGGCUUCUUAGUAAUUUACGUAAAUGGAAAUCAGAUGAUAAAUGUCGUACAAGAGCAAUGCCACAUGUUAAAUCAUACACAAGAAUAUCACCAGAUGGUACAAAAGUACCAUGGAUAGCAAUAACAAGUGCAAAUCUUAGUAGAGCUGCAUGGGGUUAUGGUACUAAUGCAAAUAUUAUAUUGAGUUAUGAAGCUGGUAUUGUAUUUUUUCCAAAAUUUGUUACUGGACAAACAACAUUUCCAAUUAAAAAUAAUGAUUCAUCAGAUGUACGAGCAUUUCCAAUACCAUAUGAUGUACCACUUACAGAUCAUGAUUUUAACGAAGACGUAUUUGUUACUGAUAUGUUAAAUAAGUAA
This is a messenger RNA of Aphidius gifuensis, 2453 nucleotides long. RefSeq names its product probable tyrosyl-DNA phosphodiesterase. Gene Ontology annotation, molecular function: double-stranded DNA binding; single-stranded DNA binding; 3'-tyrosyl-DNA phosphodiesterase activity. Lineage: Eukaryota; Metazoa; Arthropoda; Insecta; Hymenoptera; Braconidae. The record is from RefSeq and is a predicted model, not a curated record. The transcript is spliced from 3 exons. Bases 90 to 2453 code for a protein of 787 amino acids. Gene Ontology annotation, cellular component: nucleus. Gene Ontology annotation, biological process: single strand break repair; double-strand break repair.